Brassica napus (rape) is the source of this 3365-nucleotide messenger RNA. Its product is annotated as E4 SUMO-protein ligase PIAL2. The transcript is spliced from 16 exons. The record is from RefSeq and is a predicted model, not a curated record. Gene Ontology annotation, molecular function: SUMO ligase activity; zinc ion binding. Bases 980 to 3157 code for a protein of 725 amino acids. Gene Ontology annotation, biological process: protein sumoylation. NCBI's taxonomy places the organism in Eukaryota, Viridiplantae, Streptophyta, Magnoliopsida, Brassicales, Brassicaceae.
UGCGGCACAUCACCAACUUCCAUAGAUGAAUCGGAAACCACAUUCGACGGGUUUAUACAAGAAGAUCACUCACCACCGAUCACACUCUAAUCGGUUUACAAAGGAAGAGAAUCCUAGAGAAAAGACUAACCCAAGACCCAAGAAUACAACCUCACUGUAUCUCUCUCUCUUGACUUUUCUCUCUCUCUCUCUUCUGAAGCUUGGAGAUCGACGAAGAAGACGAUGACGUCGUCAAUCUCAUCUCUCGUCAAAUACACGAGACCUUCUGCCUUAUAAUGCAUCCAGUUAUUAAUCAUUGCACGUGCUUCUCACGUGAUCUUAAUAACUCUCCUUCCAUAAGACCUUCUGAAUGAGUCCAAGUGUUUGCCACACUUAUGUUAUCCAACGUCUUCUUUCUCCAAUCUUCAAGCUUCUUCUUGUAGCCCUCUCAAGCUAAAUCACCAUCUCAAAUUGGUGUUCAAGAAAAGUGGUAACCCACAACAAAAUCACUGUCCUCACGUCACCUAUUGGGAAAUUCUCGAAAAAUCGGUCAGAAUAGGUUUCAAAGCAUCAAGAACUGAGGCAGAGUGUGAAGCGUUGCUCGCCGGUCUGGGCCUUGCCCAAGUUGUCAGUGCAGACAACCUGGAACCGUUUUACGACUCGCAAUUUGUGGAAAACUAGUUCAACUGUGACUACGAAGAAGGGGAUGAAAGGAUGAUGGCAUAUUCAAAGAUAAAACAAGAGCUCACUGAAAAUUUUACCACAUUCAAGUUGACUAAAAUCUCCCGAGGGGAGAAUGCUACCACAGACGCAUUAGCAUCAACUUCUGACCCUGAUCUACUACGCCUCAUCCCGGUGUUCGAAUGAACAGACGUUAGCUUUUCCCGUUUCUCUUCGUCGAGCGAGAAUCGAAUCAAUAGAUUACUAAGGAGGAACCGUUUGAUUUCAUUGUUCAAAAUCCAAGAAAAAGAUCCUUUGCGUCGACGACUGACUCCAAUCGAUGUCAUCUGCGUCUACGGCGGUGCGUCCGGUGGCCGGAACUGGGUUACCGGAGAAGGCGGCGGCAGCUCUGGUCAAUUCAUUCCGUUUGGCCUCCGUGACGCAACGGUUAGCUUUCCACAUUCAGACCGGCGCCAAAAGCGACGUCAAAGAGUUCCAAAGCUGCUGCAUCUCUCUCGCCAAAGGAAUUGAUUUUGCGAUAGCUAACAAUGAAAUCCCGAAGAAGGUUGAAGAUCUUCCCUCCUUGCUUAAACAGGUGUGCCGACAUAGAGAUGAUGUCUACACUAAGACUGCUGUUUUGGUGCUCAUGAUCUCUAUUAAGCAUGCUUGUAAACUGGGAUGGUUUUCAGAUAGCGAGGCUCAAGAACUCAUCGCCCUUGCUGAUCAGAUGAAAAAUGGUUUCGGGAAUCCUGAAAACACUAUCCCUGCUAUUCAAAGUCCUGGUGGUACAUUAUCGCAGAUCAUGGAGAGGUUUUAUCCUCUUGUAAAGCUUGGGCAUGUUCUUGUUUCUCUUGAAGUGAAGUCUGGCUAUACAAUGCUUGCACAUGAUUUCCAUAUCUCGAAGAAUAUGCCGCAUUCUCCUCAAGAGAAAAUUCGGCUAUUUGUUGUCCAGACAGAAAACAUAGACACGUCCGCCUGUAUUAUAAAUCCUCCAGAAGUCAGCUUCAUUUUAAAUGGAAAGGUGGUCGAGAAGAGGGUUAAUAUCUCAAUGGAUUCGGGGCCUCAACUCCCAACAAAUGUUACUGCCAUCCUCAAAUACGGAACAAACCUCUUACAAGUUAUGGGCAAUUCCAAUGGUCAUUACAUCAUUGUAAUUGCUUUUACGGGUUUAGCACAGCUACCUGAAAAACCAGUUCUUAAAGAGUAUGUGCAGUCUGGAGUGGUCGAGGCAAGUCCAGAUUCUGACAUCAUUGAGGGGCCAUCUCGAGUAUCUCUCAGAUGUCCUAUAAGUCGCAGCCGGAUCAAGCUUCCAGUCAAGGGCCACUUGUGUAAACAUCUUCAGUGUUUUGAUUUCUGGAAUUAUGUCAACAUUAAUAUGAGAAACCCAUCCUGGCGCUGCCCUCACUGCAAUCAACCUGUCUCCUACCCAGAGAUCCGUUUAGAUCAAAACAUGGUCAAGAUAUUAAAGGAUGCGGGGCGCAAUGCUGCCGAUGUAAUCAUCCAUGCCGGUGGUACAUGGAAGGUUGCAAUGGAAAAUAAUGGAAACGAGGAACCUGUCCGUGAUGCAAUAAUCCAUGAUCUUGAAGAUCCAAAUAGCUUGUUAAAUGCUGGUCCUGUUGUCUUGGAUCUUACUGGGGAUGAUGAGGACGAUACUGAUAUUGAACUAUUUGGUAGCACCAGCAAGGCUGUGGACCAGAAGCCCCACUUGUCAGAUGCUCAGGGUCAAUCUAAUAAUAACAACACAAGCAAAGAUGCUUCAGUCGACGAUUACUGUUCUAUGUUUAACUUCUCGGAUGUGAUAUCACUUGACGAGGUCAUGCUAGAUCACUUGAAUACUGGAACUGGUCAGGAUUACUCAAACUUAUCUCAACUACCAAUGCCUCGAGAUCCAACACAUGUACCUGCGCCAUUCUCACAGGCACCAUCUCCAAGAGAGAGAUCAGCAACUACUUCCACCGUCUUCCCAUCUCCUCAGGUUCAUGCUUCACCUGUUACUCCCGGUGGAACAUAUCUUAGUAGAACCUCCAGUCAGAUGUCAUCAUCGACAACUUCAUCACAGAGCCGGGUGCACCCAGUCCAAGUUACGAGCCAGUCUCUUGGGAAUGGAUCAUCUUUGGCUCAGUCUCCGCGUAUCCCUAGAGUACUUGCUCCCCAGCCUAACAGUUAUUUCGCACGAAGUCUAAACAGUAACCAUUUAACCACUCAGACGCAGCGCCCGAGUAGUCCCCCUGUUCAAUCAGUUUCCCGAACCAGUGACCUAAUGGAUGUGGACUCGGCUACUCCUGAUACAAGCAACUGGCGCCCAAGGAUGCGAGGCAGUAUUACGCCCGGUUCAUAUUCCCCUGCUCUUGACCACAUGAUCAUCCGACCUACCCAACAGUCUCAGACUAGGCUUCAAGUUUCACAACCGGGACAGACGCCACCGGUUCAGACAUCUCAGGCUCUGCCACCGUUUUCAACCGCCCCUCCUCCGACUUUCACGAGGCCUUCUGGACCGACAGCACCAUGGGGAACUUGAGAGACCAGAACAAGGGAAGCUUGAUGCUUAGGACAAACAACUCUAUCAAUAAUGAACUUUUGUAACUUAUCAUUUUGCGCAUGGCAUGAACUUGAAUUCCGGUAUAUAGUUUUCUGCUGACUUGUAUAAAUUAAAGAUUGUUGGCCGUACUAUUGUAUUUACAUAACGAUCCCAUAAAUGGCGUAUCUUUUAGGAUCAGUUUCAUUGA